AUGAGUUUAAUUACAUUUGAACCUCAAUCAACAUCAACACCCAAAAAAAUCAAUACAACACCGAUUCAAAAUUUAUGUUCGACUCCGCGUCCUAUCCAUUUUCGUUAUUCUCUCUCGAAAUGUGCACCACUACCUAUUGAUUCAUCAACACCAAUUGCAAGAAAAAGCCGAAAAUCUCUUGCACCGAGUAUGCACCAUCUGAUGUAUCCAUCAAACACUCCAACAGCACAUUCUAUGAAAAUUUGGGUCCUAUAA
Rotaria socialis is the source of this 255-nucleotide messenger RNA. NCBI's taxonomy places the organism in Eukaryota, Metazoa, Rotifera, Eurotatoria, Philodinida, Philodinidae. The record is from the annotation of a GenBank genome assembly.